AUGAAUUCAGUUAAUAAAGCCGUUAAUGAAGCUGUAAAAGCCUACUACACAACUGUACUUUCUCAAAUUUUUUCACCAUGUGGAAAUUUUUUGCUGGCCGGUACUUGUUACGGUGAAGUAUUUGUAUUUGAUAUUGCAAAAAUUCUUAAUCCCGACCAUGAAAUUAAGGAUUUAAAACAAAAAUCAUGUAUGAAAUUUACAGCUGAUAAAGAUGGUCAAAUUUGUUCAAUGAACAGUACUGACAAAUUUCUCAUUGUUGGUUCCUACGGUAAAAUAAUUGGAUUCGAAUGGAAAUACAUAAUUAAUGGAAAAGUUCCAAAAGUAGCUUGGUGUAUAAAUUUACCUCAGUCAAAACAUGGAAUAGAAGUUGUUGAAGUUAAUGCACUUGCCAUAGGUGAACAAGGAAAGCUUUAUUCGGGAUGUGGGGAUAACAAUAUACAUGUUUAUAAUUUAGAAUAUGGAAAACUAAUACAAAGUUUAACUGGACAUUCCAAUUAUAUUCACGAUAUUGCAUACAUGGACAAUAAAAAAAUAGCAUCAGCUGGAGAAGAUGGUUUGGUUUACAUUUGGGAUUGUCUCACAUCGAAAGCUGUUGCAAAUAUCGAACCACACAAAGAAAAUUCUCUUCAAAGGCCUCAUUUGGGAAAAUGGAUUGGUUGUGUUACAGUUGACAAAGACUGGCUAGUAUGUGCAGGAGGUCCUAAACCUGGUUUGUGGCAUAUUGGAGCCAUGCAAUUAACAACAUCGUUUGAUGUUAUCAAUAAAGAAAUUCACGUUUGUAAACUUCAUGAAGAAAAAAUGAUUGUUGGUACGGGGGAUAAAUUGAGUCAAUUUACUCUUCAAGGAGAAACAAUAUGUUCCAUUCCGAGUUCUUCAUCAAUUAUUUAUUCUCUUAUAUUACAAAAAAAUCCUCAUAAUUUAAUGAUUUUUGCCGGUUCAUCUGCCGAUAUAGAUUUUUGCACUAAUUUUCAUUACAAAGAUCAAGUUUUGUCCUGUAGAUCUUAG
Molecule: messenger RNA, 1005 nt
Organism: Pediculus humanus corporis (human body louse)
Lineage: Eukaryota; Metazoa; Arthropoda; Insecta; Psocodea; Pediculidae
Product: THO complex, putative
Exons: 4
Coding region: 1-1005 (334 amino acids)
Biological process (GO): mRNA export from nucleus
Cellular component (GO): transcription export complex; THO complex
Molecular function (GO): protein binding
Source: RefSeq, a predicted model, not a curated record